GAAGUGACAGCAAAUGAUGUUGCCUUUGCUUUGCACCCAGCAGCUGUGUUUACUCUGAAGAAGGUCACUAAGAAGAACGCUUUGAAGCUCUUGCCUUAUGGCAUUGUCAGCAAAUCCAAGAAGAAGCCAGAGCACAAGACAUAUAUCGAAUACAGUGGCCUUUUUUGGAACAUAGCCCCUUUCAAAGCAUGCAGCAACUUUGCCCAAGCAGAAGGAGUGCUGAGCCCCUUUUGGUGGUGCAAGGGCACUACAGAGCCAGAGCUUGCCAACAUGGAGUGGGGGCAUUUGAAAAAGGAUGGGAUGAAGAUCCCAUGUUUGCAGAAUUGUAAGCCCUUGGCCAAGGAAGAGCAAUUGAUGUUCUUGGACACCAAGGCAAUCGAAGUUGCAGAAGCCAACAAGAAGAGAAAACUUGGACACCCUUGA
Messenger RNA from Durusdinium trenchii, 423 nucleotides. Lineage: Eukaryota; Dinophyceae; Suessiales; Symbiodiniaceae. The record is from the annotation of a GenBank genome assembly.